AUGCGUAGUAUUCCUCGACAGCCGGCUGCAUGCACUGGGACGACUUCCUGCUGGAGAGGGAACGUCAUUCACUGUGCAAAAUCAGUGCGCGUUUGUGUAUGAGACGGAGAAUCUGCACGCAAGAAGGUUUUGAAGCAUUGCAAGCAAACGUGCAAAUUGCACGCAAUGCAAUCGAAUCCAGACCUUGCGGGGCUUUAGACAUCACAGCCUCUGCCAACGGGAUGCAGUUCACGUAGGCGUACGAGACUUUGGGAUUCGGAGAUGGACAAGCCACGAGACGUGGUGGAUGAGGAGUCCAGGAGCGGGGAGCUGAAUGAGGCGGUGGAGGCCGACCUCCAGCACCUGGAGGAGGAGGCAGAGGAAGGGGCCAGGCAGUACCGCCGCGCCGUUGGCAAGCGGGGAGCCCACGCAGGCGACGAGGAGGGUCCACUGGCCAGGUCGGCCAGCACCGAGAGCGGCUUCCACAACCACACGGACAGGGCAGAGGGGGAUGUGCUCUGCACCCAGGCCGAGCCCUUCGGCUCCCGGGAGAGGCUGGCUGAGAGUGAGGAGGAUGAGAGGUCCUACGCCGUCCACUGCCGCCCAGAGGCAGAGGAGUACACAGAGCAAGCCGAGUCGGAGCACGCGGAAGCGGCUGCCUCCCAUGCCCUCCCAGGCCCCCUGCGAUUCGGCGUGGUGGACCGCGAAGGCCUCCUGAGCUCGGCCUACGCGGGCUACGUCUACACCCACCAGGCCUUCCGCCACGGCGAUGAGGAGCAGUAUGCCGAGCCUUACGACGACUACUCGGCCCAGGAGCACGUUUACGAGGAGAUUGCAGAGGCUCCCGAGCCGGGCGGGCGAGGGAACCUGCAGCUGUACCAGCAGGAGAGGGAGGAGGCGGAGAAUUACCGCAAGGAGGCACUGGGUGCCAGGCUGCACCACUAUGACGAGCGCUCGGACAACGAGUCGGACAGCCCGGAGAAGGAGGCCGAGUUUGCGCCCUACCCGCGCAUGGACAGCUACGAGCAGGAAGAAGACAUUGACCAGAUCGUCGCUGAGGUGAAAGAAAGCAUGAGCUCCCAAAGCCUGGGCCAGGUCUCCGAGGACAUGCCCGAGGCCGAACAGAACUCGGAGAAUGACGACCCCACCUCGGCUCUGAACUCGUGCUCUGCAUCUUCCACGGGUCUGGGCGAGGUCGUGAGGCACACCAGAGAACAAAGGGAUGCCAUAUCGUUAGCCAUUAAGGACAUCAAGGAAGCGAUCGAAGAGGUGAAGACUAGAACCAUUCGAUCGCCUUACACUCCUGACGAGCCCGCAGAACCGAUCUGGGUAAUGCGCCAAGAUGUUAGUCCAACGGCAGAUUGUGAGAUCCAAAUGGUAAUGGAAGGAGAUCAAUCAGCUUCACCAGGGUCGUCAUCUCCCCGAGGUGCAGAGUCCAUGACACAGCAUCGAACAGACAUUCAUGGCGCAGCAGAGACGGCAACAAAUCAAGAGUCAAGAAAAGCUUUGGCCUCCUUUCCCACCUAUGUUGAAGUCCCUGGACCCUGCGACCCAGAGGAUCUAAUUGAUGGCAUCAUCUUUGCGGCCAAUUACCUGGGCUCCACCCAGUUGCUGUCCGACAAGACCCCAUCCAAAAACGUGCGGAUGAUGCAGGCCCAGGAAGCUGUCAGCAGGAUCAAGGCGCCUGAGGGAGAGCCCCAGCCUAUGACAGAAGUGGACCUCUUCAUUUCAACCCAGAGGAUUAAGGUUCUCAAUGCUGACUCGCAGGAAACUAUGAUGGACCAUCCCUUAAGGACCAUUUCAUACAUUGCGGACAUUGGGAACAUUGUGGUACUGAUGGCACGUCGCCGCAUGCCUCGAUCCAAUUCCCAGGACAGCGUGGAAGCGUCCCACCCUUCCCAGGAUGGGAAGCGGCAAUACAAGAUGAUCUGCCAUGUCUUUGAGUCUGAAGAUGCUCAAUUGAUUGCCCAAUCCAUCGGCCAAGCUUUUAGUGUCGCCUAUCAGGAGUUCUUGAGGGCAAAUGGGAUUAAUCCGGAGGACCUGAGCCAGAAGGAAUAUAGUGACCUCCUCAACACUCAGGACAUGUACAAUGAUGACUUGAUUCACUUCUCCAAAUCGGAAAACUGCAAAGAAGUUCACGUUGAGAAGCAGAAAGGUGAAAUACUGGGUUUGGUGAUCGUUGAGUCAGGCUGGGGCUCCAUACUUCCAACAGUGAUCAUCGCAAACAUAAUGCAUGCAGGGCCUGCAGAGAAGUCUGGAAAGCUGAAUAUUGGAGACCAGAUUAUGUCCAUCAAUGGCACCAGCCUGGUGGGACUUCCAUUAUCCACCUGUCAGAGCAUCAUAAAGGGUUUGAAGAACCAAUCUCGAGUCAAGCUGAACAUUGUGCGGUGUCCUCCUGUCACCACGGUGCUGAUUCGGAGGCCAGACCUGCGCUAUCAGCUGGGCUUCAGUGUACAGAACGGCAUCAUCUGUAGCCUUAUGCGCGGAGGGAUUGCAGAGCGAGGAGGAGUGAGAGUUGGUCAUCGCAUUAUAGAAAUCAAUGGGCAAAGUGUUGUCGCUACACCUCAUGAGAAGAUAGUCCACGUUUUGUCCAACGCAGUUGGUGAAAUUCACAUGAAGACCAUGCCUGCAGCCAUGUACAGACUGCUGACAGCUCAAGAACAGCCUGUUUACAUCUGAAAGGACGACAACCCCUGCCCUGGUGUGCAAAGUGGAAGUGUCUGUGUGGUUUGGUUGUGUUGAUCAUUGCUGCAUUUCUGCAGCUGCAGAUACUACAAUUUUUUUUAAACGUGCUUUGUUUGACAAAAAAAAAUCUGUAAAAAAAAAACAAACCUUUGCCUUUCAGACAUGCAACUUUGUGCGGUUUAUAUAGAAAUAAAUGUAAAUAUAUUCUCGCAGAUUAAUUCUCACCAAGUUAACACAAAAUUAGUAACUGGGCACCUAUAUGGUUUGAUGUUAUUUAAGAGAGGGCUCUUAUGCAGAACCAGUUCAAUGCAGGUGAGUGAUUAUGUCAUUGGGAAAUGUAUUUAAAGCUAAACAAACUGAUAAGCAUUUACAAAGUCUCUAAAGAUAUGUCCUGCUA
Pristis pectinata (smalltooth sawfish) is the source of this 3061-nucleotide messenger RNA. RefSeq names its product amyloid-beta A4 precursor protein-binding family A member 1-like. Gene Ontology annotation, molecular function: amyloid-beta binding; protein binding. NCBI's taxonomy places the organism in Eukaryota, Metazoa, Chordata, Chondrichthyes, Rhinopristiformes, Pristidae. The coding region runs from base 262 to 2658 and encodes 798 amino acids. Gene Ontology annotation, cellular component: cytoplasm; plasma membrane; dendritic spine. The record is from RefSeq and is a predicted model, not a curated record. Gene Ontology annotation, biological process: chemical synaptic transmission. The transcript has 12 exons.